This is a messenger RNA of Diaporthe amygdali, 1056 nucleotides long. RefSeq lists its product as uncharacterized. The record is from RefSeq and is a predicted model, not a curated record. The transcript is spliced from 2 exons. The coding region runs from base 1 to 1056 and encodes 351 amino acids. Lineage: Eukaryota; Fungi; Ascomycota; Sordariomycetes; Diaporthales; Diaporthaceae.
AUGUCGCACAGUCGCAAGCCACCAUUCGAUGUCCCGCCUGGCGCGGUCGCCAAGGUCAGCAUCAUAGAUUCGACUAUGCGUCUGACCAAAUUGAGGGUGGAGCAUCUGGUUGCCCCUCCGGUAGAGGGCUUCGAUGAGUUCUCUGCGAUGCCCACUUGGUCUUUCCUAGUUGAGAGCCCGAGUGGGCAAAAGACUCUGUUCGAUCUGGGGGUUCACAAGGACCUCGGACGGUACGUGCCACGCAUAGAGGCCAACAUCAAGAAGUACGGCUGGCAGGUGGGUGUCAAGGAGCACGUUGCAGACACCCUCCAGAGCCACGGUGUGGACCCCAAGGAGAUAAACAGCGUUAUCUGGAGCCACAGUCACUUCGACCACAUCGGGGACAUGACCACAUUCCCUGCUAGUACAGAGCUGGUGGUUGGCCCCGGCUUCAAGGAAAAGUGGUAUCCAGGGUUCCCGACUCAGCCGGACGCACCGGUGAGGGAAGAGGACAUGGCCGGGCGAAGCGUGCGAGAGAUUAGCUUUGAUAAUGAGCUGAAGGCGGGGCCGUUCCCAGCGCACGAUUUCUUCGGGGACGGUUCGUUCUAUCUCCUGGAUGCGCCUGGCCACUGCCUUGCACACAUUGCGGGGCUCGCGCGGACGUCGACGAGCCCGGACACGUUUAUCAUGAUGGGAGGCGACCUGGCCCACCACAGCUCAGAGCUCAGGCCGUCAGCAUACACAGCGGUCCCAGACUCGCUGCCACAACGCAUCUCGACCCAGUCUAGCACGUCGUUCCGCGAGAUGAACGCCAGACGAGGGAGAAAGGCGGACCAGCCGUUUGUCGAGCCGGUGGCUUUUGAGGAUGAGCAUCUUUGCAUGCAGACGAUCCAGCGCGCACAGGUCGCAGACGCGCAGGACAACGUCUGGUUUGUGUUCGCGCAUGACGCGAGCCUUUUUGACUCGGUAGACCUGUUCCCUCAAGCGGCCAACGCGUGGAAGGAGAAGGGCUGGAAAGAGAAGGUCGAGUGGAAGUUCCUUGGAGAUCUUGCUUGUGCCUGUGCUGUAAGCGGGUGA